AACUGCGAUGGCGCACAACACAACAAAUCAUCUUUUCGAGGAUUUUGCGAAGAAUCGAUACAAAAAAGCAACGUUGACGUGAGCGAGAAAAUUCAGAAACUUUCAGAGGAAAAAAGAAGAAGAAAGGUUUCAACUUUCAAGAGGUAGUAGUAGUAGUAGUGCAGAGAUAUCUGAAGAAAAGUGCAGAGAAAAAAGAAGCAGCCGAGGUAAUAUAAAAGUUGGAGAGAAACAGGUGAAGCUGCAAUAUUUCGCCACAUCUUCUUCUUCUUCUUCUCCAUGCCGAUCGCCUCCAAGCUCGUCUACUUCCAGCGCCGCCGCCCAUCGCCGGCGCCGCCGGAGCCGGAGCCGGAGCCUCCCGACCCUCGCCGCAGGCCCUGCCGAGCCGGAGCCGGAGCCUCCGCCGCACGCCGCCGCAAGCCGGGUCAGGAACAUGUUCCAGGAAGCAAAAGAGAUACCUCAAAGGGUGUCGCAUCUGCUGGAAACAUAACAGGACAAGCAGGCAGCACGGGCUCCAGCUCAAGGCUAAACCGCAGCGUAUCAGAUCAUGGCCGGCUUCCUGAUUCCGUUCAGCAGGCUAGGGAACGGCUACUUCAGAGGCUUAACAGCGUGGACUUAUCAGGAAGAAGGCAAAAUACAUCGUUGUCAUCAGAAACCAUUCAUGGUGGAGUAGCCCCGGGCGUCUCCACCACCGCAGAUAGCAUAUUCAGCAGUCUAACCAGUUGCUUCCACACUGACGUAUCGAUCGCUCCCUGCAAACUCCAAGAGAGCACAGCUGAAACCUUCAACACCGCAGAUAAGCAUACGUUCAUCGCGCAUUGUUCUGAACCGGCUCCUACACAAGAAGUAGCAAGCUGCAGAGUAACAGAUGAUGACGAACUCGCGGGACCUUCAACGGAGUGCUCUAUAUGCCUGGAGAGAUGUGGGGAUGCAGAUGGGCUCCUCGAGCUGCGGUGCAAGCACAUCUUCCACUCGGCCUGCCUCGAGCGAUGGCUGCGCUCUCGCAGCGACUGCCCCUACUGCAGGGCCAGCGUGCUCCUAACAGCAGAAGGAUGAGAAUUUGAGGAUGAAACUAAACCCAGCUCUGUAGAACCUCUCUUUAAGCCCUUAACUUUGUCACUGCUCACAUGCUCUUCUUCCAGUACCAAGUUUUUUCCCCCCUUUGCUGAUGAGGCUGUGAAAUCUGUGAUACUUUUGUCACUGUGUGAGGCUUCAGAAAGUUAGCAUCUUACUGUACCAUGAAUGUGUCUUGAACCUGACUGGGUUGUUUGCAACUGGAUCAUGCUCUCUCCAUGCAUAUAGAGUGAGAGCUGAGCUGCUACCUGUUUUUCCAUGGAAGCUUUUGUUUGCUCUUCCAUGUUGUGCAAUCUGAAAGUGAGUGAUUGCUUUUGCUCU
Molecule: messenger RNA, 1392 nt
Organism: Oryza sativa Japonica Group (Japanese rice)
Lineage: Eukaryota; Viridiplantae; Streptophyta; Magnoliopsida; Poales; Poaceae
Source: RefSeq, a predicted model, not a curated record